AUGUCUGAAGCUGCCACUGCCUCUGCCAACGCCUCGUCGAGCGACUUUGACCUCAAGCACGCAAAGACGGCCCUGACCCUCUCGUCCACAACCGCCAGAAUCGCCCAAUUGCGCGCCAUUGACGAGAAGAUUGCCCAUAAAUCUCUCGACAAGCCCUCUACUCUAGGCCUCCUCAAGGUCAUAUUCUGGACCCAUGCGUUUUACACCGAUAAGCACUCUCGACACGCCGUACAGCGAUGUCUUGUCUCGAUCUGCAAAACAGGGGAAGCCGAUGUCCUCGCCCCGCUAGUGGCCGCCGUGAAGCAGGAGAUCCAGAAACCCGGAAUUGCGCCAGGAAAUGCGUUUGUGCUGCUGGAAUGGUGCAACCUAUUGAUUGAUAACCUUGCCGGGACAACGCUCUGGGAGAAGUUUGGGAACGACAUUAUUCAAGCAACAGCCGAUGGCCUCGACAAAUGUCUUCAGGCGACCGCGAGGGACAGCGUGGGGAGGUCGGCGCUGGUCAUCACUCGGAGGGGGUUCAGGAAAAUUGUUUCAACCGAUAUCAAGGCCGUCGAGGCUGCCAUCAAGCUUCUCACAACCAAAGGAACACAAUCAACCGCCAAAAAUGCUGCCUUGCUGGGCGUGAUUGCCGGUGUGUGCUCACGAAAACCCGAGGCUAAACCCAUUGUCGAAAGCGCAAAGAGCCUAUACAUUACCUUUUACACACGCGAAAUUGUUGGAUCAAGAACGCCAGUCGCCAAACACAUCGCCAAUGGUCUGAGUGACUUUUUCUCAGCCUUCGUGACGGUUGAGGAUCUCGACAAGGACGUUUUUCCAGCUCUGGAAAAGGGUCUGCUGAGAGCCCCUGAAGUGGUGCUGAACGAUCUCAUCACGCCCCUGGUUCGGUCUCUCCCUGGUUUUGACCUGUCCAAGGCACUCAGUGGGCGAUUCACAAAACCACUACUCUCCAACCUCAAGUCUUCUAAUGCUGCGAUUCGCACUGGGGCUGUGUCGGCAUUCCAAGCGCUCGCCACGAGCUCCAAGGAUCUGACCGAGGUGGAAAAGUCUGCUGAUGAAGUGCUCACUCCUCUAAAGGGGGGAAAGCUCGCCUCUGCCGAGCACAGGGUUCUUCACUCAGAAAUCCUUGUUGCUUUGCCUACCUCCCCAUCUAUCGCAACCAAGAUUGCCACUGGGCUCCCUACCGUUGUGGGCAAGGAGGCCAACGAAGCCGCCCUGAGCGCCGAAACCCUUGCUCUCAACGCCAGUGCUAUUUCUCUGCUUACCGGGUCUGAAGUUCCAAAAGCGCUGGUUGACGUUUACGCCAAGGGGCUGGCAGACAAGAAGUUCCCCGUCCGUCGGAUUUGGGUUCUUCGAACCGGCGAGGUGCUGCGGAGCAUUCCCCAAGAUACCGAAGCAGGGCUUCCCGCGGGUUUCAUCACGUUCGCUGAAGCUGUGGUGCCACCACUUUUGGCUACCUUCAACGAGGUUGUCGCCAACUCUGCCACCGCUUCGCAAAACGGCAUUGUAACUGGCGCGCUUGUCGUCUGUGGCCUCGCACCGCUGUUCCACAGGUUGCAGAGCGCCAAGCUGCAGGAGGCCAUUAAGAAGGCGGCUAUCGAGAAGAACAGUUUGGCGUUCGAGCCAAAGCCAUCCUACUUGCUCGUCCCAAGAAUCUACGGCAAGUUCACUGGAGAUGAUCUCGAGUGGCUUACCCGCGCGCUCUCCAGCACAGCCUCUACCCUGGCUUCUAGCAACGCUGCCGCGAGACUAGCCUGGGCGCAAGCAUACAUCUACGUGAUUUGCUCCACCGUCACUACUCCUGCGGUAAGACGCCAUGCCAUGGAUAGUCUGACCGAGCUCUGUGUAAAGACAGCUGGUUCGGAAGAGUUGUCUAUCGCGGCGGAGAUUAUCAACGGCUUGUGGCAGUGGAUCGAAGCUCUCGAGACGGGCGACAAGGAAACAGCCGCUGUGCUUUCCAAGUCGGAAACGACCAACCUUCACCUGGUACUCAAGGCCAUUUGCCUGAGCCCAGAACGGGCUGGACCUGAGGUCGACAAGACCAAACUGGAGACGCAAAUGUGCUCUCUGCUCGUCUUGGCCAAGCCCAAUCUUAUCCCACGUGCGAGCUGGAUUGAGCUUUGCCUGAGAGUCCAGCUUGAUCCCGGUGAGCUCGCCAGAAAAUACGACCAACGGCUCAUCGACGAGAUUGUUCAGAGGACUGGCUUCGAGCAAAAGUCAGAGGCCGUCAAGGCCGCGGCGUACAAUGCGGCUGCCGAGCUCGUCUUUGUUGCCCCUGAAACCAUGACUUCACGCAUCGUUGACCUCAUUCAACAAGAUCUGGAUGUCGCCGCGGUUGAGGCCGUCGGUCCUCUCGAAGCUGCCAUCUUCCGCACCCCUGAAGGGACUGCAUUUGUCGACGUUUUGGCCAAGAAACAAAACACGGUUCCCAACAAGAACACCAAGGAUUAUGACACAUUGAAGUGGGAGCAGGAGCUCAGAGAACAGCUCGCUCAAAAGAAGGGUACUCAAAAGAAGCUCACUGCCGACGAGACCGCCAAGGUGAACGCCCAGCUCAAGAAAGAGGCGGAGGUCCGGAACUCUGUCCGCCAGACUGCUGCCAAGUUGAUUCGGGGCUUCGGCAUUGUCAAGAGUCUGGCCACAGGCCCACCAACAGAUGCCAGCCGCUGGAUCGGAGCGGCCGUCAAGGCAACCCUGGAUGUUAUCGAUGCCGGCGCUUGCUUGAUCACUGCAGAGACGGGCCCAUUAGCUUUGGUCUCUUGUGCCGAGCAAGUCACGAACCGACUUGGGCCCAUCCGCCCCUUUAUCGGGGCUGCUACCCUCCGCGCCCAUGAGGUCUCAGCACUGCCGGACACCUAUACCCAAGAGCCUUUCUUUGAUCUUGUUACCAGGGUGCUGUACCGCUUGCGUUUUGCUGGUGAGCAGCGCCCCUUUGACACGGUCUCGCUCAUUUACAUCUUGCCGCUCGUGCUGCUUGUCCUGGAGAAGGGGGGUUUUGGCGCCACCGCCGAAGACCGCGAUGCCCAGGUUGUUCUCGCCAUCGAUAUUCUCACUUUCCACACAGACGCCUCGUCGGAUGAAGCGGUUCCCCGUGAUCAAAUCGUUGCCACGCUGAUUGCGUCGAUGCAAAAGUACAACCAGCACUACAAGAUCAUCAAGGAUUGCUUUGCCGACAUGGUGCGCUGUGUUGCCCCCAACAUCACUCCUGAAGAAAUUGCAAUCCUGUCUCGCGGUGCCAUUGUUUCUCAAACAAGCGUGCGGUCUGCUGUGCUGCAGUCCAUCAGCGCCGAUGUGGACAUGAGCGAUCUUGAGGUCUCGGAAGAGAUCUGGCUCGCCUGCCACGACGACGUGGAAGAGAACGUUGAUACUGCUCGCGAGAUUUGGGAGGAGAGUGAGUUCAAGGUUACCGAAGAGCUCGCCCACAAGAUGCUGCCCUACUUGGAAAGCAAGGAUGCGCAGCUUCGCCGCGCUGCUGCCAGAUCGCUUGCCGAGGCUGCCAGCCAACACCCCAAUGUCAUCAACCCUAUUCUUGAGAAGCUCAGGGCAUCUUACAGCGAGCUAGCGAAGCCUCGCGUGCAGCUGCUGGAUGAGUUUGGCAUGCCCAAGAAGAUGGACCUGACGGAUCCUUGGGAGGCUAGACAUGGUAUUGCCCUCGCAUUCAAGGAUAUUGCACCACAUUUGCAAAAGAACCAGCUCGAGCCAUUCUUUGCCUAUCUCAUCGAGCAAGGGCCGCUCGGUGAUCGAAACGGCAAUGUACGUGCGGAAAUGCUCGAGGCUGCCAACAUUGCCAUCGAAAUUCACGGCAAGGGCAUUCUUGACAAUCUCAUGAAGACGUUUGAAAAGACGCUUGAGGCGCCUGACAAGCACUCUGAGGCGGCAGACCGUGUCAACGAGGCUGUUAUCAUCAUGUAUGGUGCUCUUGCCCGCCAUCUCAAGCACGGCGACAAGAAGAUCCCGGUUGUCAUUGAGCGCCUGCUUUCGACGCUCAGCACCCCGUCCGAAACUGUGCAGUAUGCCAUUGCCGAGUGCCUCCCUCCCCUGGUUCAUAUUUCGGGUGACAAGUCGUCCAAGUACUUCGACCAGAUGCUCGAGGUUUUGAUGACGUCUCAGAAGUACCCUGAGCAGCGCGGUGCUGCCUACGGUCUGGCUGGUCUUGUCCAGGGCAGGGGCAUUGCUGUGCUGAAGGAGUAUCGCAUCCUGGUUACCCUUCACAGCUGCCUCGAGAACAAGAAGGAUGUCCGUCAGCGCGAGUCUGCCCUACUGGCUUAUGAGUUGCUGUCAACCAUUCUGGGCCGCGUCUUUGAGCCCUAUGUCAUCCAGAUCGUGCCCCAGCUUCUCGCCGGUUUCGGUGAUGCCAACGCGGAUGUGCGUGAGGCUGCUCUGGCUGCUGCCAAGGCCUGCUUUGCCAAGCUGAGCUCGUAUGGUGUUAAGCAGAUUUUGCCCACACUCCUCAGAGGUCUUGACGACGAUCAGUGGCGUAGCAAAAAGGGAGCUUGCGAUCUGUUGGGUGCCAUGGCGUACCUGGACCCUCAGCAGCUGGCUCAGAGUCUUCCUGAGAUUAUCCCACCACUGACGGCUGUCCUGAACGACAGUCACAAGGAGGUGCGGUCUGCGGCCAACAAGAGUUUGAAGAGAUUUGGCGAGGUCAUCACCAACCCCGAGAUUCACAGCUUGGUCGAUGUUCUCCUCAAGGCCCUCAGCGAUGCCACCAAGUAUACCGACACUGCUCUCGAUGCGCUCAUCAAGGUGCAGUUCGUGCAUUACCUCGACGCGCCUUCGCUGGCUCUUGUCAGCCGUAUCUUGGAGCGUGGUUUGGCCGAUCGUUCCAACACCAAGCGCAAGGCGGCCCAGGUUAUUGGCAGCUUGGCCCAUCUUACCGAGCGCAAGGAUUUGGUCUCUCAUCUGCCUGUGCUCGUGGCUGGUCUCAAGCUUGCUAUAGUUGAUCCUGUGCCUACCACCCGUGCCACAGCUUCCCGCGCCCUCGGUUCACUUGUUGAGAAGCUGGGCGAGGAUGCGCUGCCAGAUCUUAUUCCCGGUCUUAUGCAGACGCUCAAGUCCGAUACUGGUGCGGGCGACAGACUUGGUUCUGCCCAGGCGCUCAGUGAGGUCCUUGCUGGUCUUGGUACUUCGAGAUUGGAGGAGACCUUGCCUACCAUUCUGCAAAAUGUCGAGUCUGCCAAGGCCUCAGUCCGCGAGGGCUUCAUGUCGCUGUUCAUCUUCUUGCCCGUGUGCUUCGGCAACAGCUUCGCCAACUAUCUCGGCAAGAUCAUCCCGCCUAUCUUGUCUGGUCUUGCGGAUGAUGUUGAGAGCAUCAGAGAAACAGCUCUCCGUGCUGGUCGCCUUCUGGUCAAGAACUUUGCAGUUCGUGCGGUUGACUUGCUCCUUCCUGAGCUUGAGCGUGGUCUUGCUGACGAUAGCUACCGCAUCCGUCUCAGCUCUGUUGAAUUGGUCGGUGAUUUGUUGUUCAACUUGGCUGGUAUCAAAGCCAAUGCCGAGGAGGACGAGGAGGAGGAUCAGGAUGCUACCAAGGAGGCCGGUGCGUCUCUCCGUGAGGUUCUCGGGGAUGAGAAGCGGAACAAGAUUCUCUCGGCGCUGUAUGUCUGCAGAUGUGAUACCGCGGGUGCGGUGCGGUCGGCGGCUAUCAGUGUCUGGAAGGCGUUGGUGCACAGUCCCAGAACCCUCAAGGAGCUGGUACCAACGCUCACGCAGCUGAUUAUUCGGCGGUUGGGCAGCUCCAACAUGGAGCACAAGGUCAUUGCUAGCAACGCCCUUGGUGAACUUAUCAGGAAGGCUGGAGAUGGUGUGCUGGCUACCUUGUUGCCUACGCUGGAGGAGGGCUUGCAGACGUCGAGCGAUGUGGACGCCAAGCAGGGCAUCUGCCUUGCGCUCAAGGAGCUCAUCUCUUCUGCCUCUCCAGAAGCGCUGGAGGACCACGAGAAGACGCUCAUUUCUGUUGUCCGCACGGCUCUCACCGACUCGGAUGAUGAGGUUCGCGAGGCAGCGGCCGAGGCAUUUGACUCGCUGCAACAGAUCCUCGGCAAGCGUGCGAUUGAUCAGGUGCUGCCGUAUCUGCUCAACCUGCUGCGGUCCGACGAGGAUGCUGACAAUGCUCUCGCGGCUCUGCUCACGUUGCUUACCGAGACGACACGCUCCAACAUCAUUCUGCCCAACCUCAUCCCGACACUCAUCGCGCCGCCUAUUUCGGCCUUUAACGCAAAGGCGUUGGCGAGCCUGUCCAAGGUGGCCGGUCCGGCUAUGAACCGCCGUCUGCCAAACAUCAUCAACUCGCUCAUGGACAACAUUAUCAACUGCACCGAGGACGACCUCAGGGAGGACCUCGACAACUCGUUUGACACGGUGCUGCUGUCUAUUGACGAGUAUGACGGGCUCAAUGUGGUGAUGAACGUGCUGUUGCAGCUCACCAAGCACGAAGAUCACCGCAAGAGAUCGGCCACCGCUCGCCACUUGGCCAAGUUCUUCGCCGAGGCCGACGUGGACUACUCGAGAUACAACCAGGACAUCAUCCGGGCGCUGCUGAUCUCGUUUGACGAUCGUGACAAGGAAGUCGUCCGGUCCGCGUGGAGCGCCCUGAGCGAGUUCACCAAGCGGCUCAAGAAGGAGGAGAUGGAGGCGCUGGUCCCGUCGACAAGACAGACGCUCCUCCACGUGGGCGUUGCGGGGGCCAACCUACCUGGUUUCGAGCUGCCCAAGGGCAUCAACGCCAUCUUGCCCAUCUUCUUGCAGGGUCUCAUGAACGGCACGACAGAACAGAGGGUCAGCGCCGCGCUGGCCAUCUCCGACGUGGUGGACAGGACGAGCGAGGCGGCGCUCAAGCCGUUUGUCACACAGAUCACCGGCCCGCUCAUCCGUGUUGUGUCUGAGCGGUCGACCGAGGUCAAGUCGGCGAUUUUGCUUACGCUGAAUAACUUGUUGGAGAAGAUGCCGGCGGCGCUGAAGCCGUUCUUGCCGCAGCUGCAGAGGACGUUUGCCAAGAGUUUGGCGGACACGUCGAGCGAGCAGUUGAGGAGCAGGGCGGCGAAGGCGCUGGGGACACUGAUCAAGUUUACACCGAGGGUUGACCCGCUGAUUGCGGAGUUGGUGACGGGUUCGAAGACGAGCGAUACCGGGGUCAAGACGGCCAUGCUCAAGGCGCUGUAUGAGGUUGUUAGCCGGGCGGGAGGCAACAUGGGUGAGGGGUCGAGGCAGGCGAUCCUGGGGAUGAUUGACGGGGGGGAUGAGCUGGACGAGAGGGACAGCGGGAUGGUGACUACGCAUGCGAAACUGUUUGGGGCGUUGGUCAGGAACGUCAGUGUGGAAGUGGCCGGGGGGUUGUUAAGGAACAGGGUACUGAAGGGAGGGGAAGGGGGUUUGAUGGGGGUGUUGGCGUUGAAUGCGGUUCUGUUGGAGGCGGCGGGAGUGGUGGGUGAGUGUGGGCUUGGGGACGAGUUGCCCGAGGUACUUUGCGCGGGAAUGGUUGGGAAGGAUCCGUCGACUGCGGACAAUUAUAUCGCCGCCACGGGUAAAUACCUCCUUUCUGCCGACCUCCCCAAGUCGUUUGAGAGCACCAAGCCCAUCUUCACCACACUUUCCACCAUUAUCCCUCCGGGCAACGCGAGUGACACGCGCCGGUUGGCGCUUGUGCUCGUCCGGACUCUGGCGCGCACCCAUCCCGACAUGGUCCGCCCUCACCUGAGCAUCCUUGCGCCGCCCGUGUUUGCCUCGGUGAGGGACACGGUCAUCCCGGUCAAGCUAGCGGCAGAGGCGGCGUUUGUGCAGCUUUUUGCCGUGGCGGACGAGGAGAGCAAGGUGUUUGACAAGUGGAUUUCGGGGAUGGACUUACAGGCCAAUGCGAAGAGGAGCAUGCAGGAUUACUUCAAGAGGGUGGCGCUGAGGUUGGGGGCGCAGGUUAGGGAGAGGAGGGAGGCGGAGGGGGGGCAGGGGGGGUUGGGGCUGUCGAAUGAUGAGGUGGAGGAUGAGAAGGAGUUGAUGGCAGUUGGGAAGGUGGAUGUGGGGGGGGAUGUUUUUGGGGAGGAGGUUAACCUGAGGACCCAGAAGCGCCUGGCGUCGUCCGUCCUGGGCUGCGGUCAGCGCAAGAUUUGGCUCGACCCCAACGAGGUCAGCGAGAUCUCCAACGCCAACUCCCGCCAGACGAUCCGCAAGCUCGUCUCCGAUGGCCUCAUCAUCAAGAAGCCCGUCACCAUGCACUCGCGCUCUCGCGCGCGGGAGCUGAACCUCGCCCGCCGGAUUGGUCGCCACCGUGGCUUCGGUAAGCGCAAGGGUACCGCCGAUGCCCGUAUGCCCGAGCAGGUCCUCUGGAUGCGUCGCCAGCGUGUCCUCCGCCGUCUGCUCGUCAAGUACCGCGCCAGCGGCAAGAUUGACAAGCACCUCUACCACGAGCUCUACCACUCCGCCAAGGGUAACACCUUCAAGCACAAGCGUGCCCUCGUUGAGCACAUUCACCGUGCCAAGGCCGAGAAGGCUCGCGAGAGACAGAUCAAGGAGGAGAUGGAUGCCAAGCGUGCCAGAACCAAGGCUGCCCGCGAGCGCAAGCUCGAGAGACAGGCGGCGAAGAGAAACGCCCUUCUCGGCGAGGGCGAGGAGGAGUCCAAGUAGAUUUCUUCAUCAACAAUGUGAAUGGACAAUGGAUUCUUGGCGGCCUUGCAUUCGGAGUAAUGGGUUGGGCUCUUUUAUGGACGCAUUCUCUCUACCUCUCGGUCCUCUCUCUGCUGCCACACGCUGGACUCGCUCCCCCCCGGCCGUGCAGGUGUGUGCUGUUGUGAUGGGACGUGGUCUCUCCAGACUCGAGACAAGUUCUGGCUUCCAUGUUUAGGCAUUGAAAAACGGAAUCAAUGGGUUUGCCGGGUGCGAUGACAAUUAUUUUCUUUUUCCCUUCGAGAUAUUGACAAUCUGGUACAUGUACAAUGCUGUGCGGUUCAAGUUUGACGUGCUUGUGGGAGAUGGACAUGUCGAAGCAAACGAAUUGGGCG
Molecule: messenger RNA, 8984 nt
Organism: Podospora pseudopauciseta
Lineage: Eukaryota; Fungi; Ascomycota; Sordariomycetes; Sordariales; Podosporaceae
Gene: GCN1
Product: translational activator of GCN4
Exons: 6
Coding region: 1-8610 (2869 amino acids)
Biological process (GO): translation; regulation of translation; cellular response to amino acid starvation
Cellular component (GO): ribosome; cytosolic large ribosomal subunit; cytosol
Molecular function (GO): protein kinase regulator activity; structural constituent of ribosome
Source: RefSeq, a predicted model, not a curated record